UGGCCCGAUCACUUGACGACCACGUCUUCCGCCUCUCCUCCUCUUUAGCGAAACCGCGGAACGACGCACGGCGAGGGGGAUGGCGAGGAGCGUGUCGUACGUGUCGGCGGCGAAGCUGGUGUCCAUGGCCCGCGGCAACCCGCGCCUCGCCAUCAUCGACGUCAGGGACGAGGAGAGGAGCUACCAGGCGCACAUCGCGGGCUCGCACCACUUCGCCAGCGGCGGAUUCGCUGCGCGGAUGCCGGAGCUGGCGCGGGCCGCCAGCGGAAAGGACACCCUCGUCUUCCAUUGCGCGCUCAGCCAGGUGCGAGGUCCAUCAUGCGCUCGGAUGUUCUCAGACUAUCUAUCGGAGGCCAAGGAGGAUUCAGGAAUACAGAACAUCAUGGUACUGGAGCGUGGGUUCAAUGGAUGGGAGGUUUCAGGGCAGCCCGUUUGCCGCUGCACCGAUGCUCCUUGCAAAGGGACGUGCUUCUGAACUUUGAGAGUUGGAAUUGCGCUAAGGUCCCGAACGAUCAGCACGGUAUCCAUUUUUCUUCUCGGUUACGUAACCUCAUUAAUAUAAUAGCACAGGACAGUUUAUUGGGUCAGUAAUGCCAUUUUGUGGAAAUCUCUAUAGAAGAACAGAGAGGGAAAUGAUGCAACGCAAGUCGUAUUGCUCAUCAGUAGUGUAUUUAUACAAGUACAUGAGAGGCCAAAGUGUCAGAUACAAACAUUCCACGGUGUAUUGACUAUCGACUCAUUUCAGCUCCAUUGGAUAUUGUUUUGAUUCCACACGUGCCCUGUAGUUUUGUACAUUAAACUUAAACUGCAAUCGUACCAUUCUGACUCUUUUUUUCUA
This is a messenger RNA of Phragmites australis (common reed), 838 nucleotides long. RefSeq names its product arsenate reductase 2.1. The coding region runs from base 80 to 475 and encodes 131 amino acids. Gene Ontology annotation, molecular function: protein tyrosine phosphatase activity. The transcript has 3 exons. NCBI's taxonomy places the organism in Eukaryota, Viridiplantae, Streptophyta, Magnoliopsida, Poales, Poaceae. Gene Ontology annotation, cellular component: nucleus; cytoplasm. The record is from RefSeq and is a predicted model, not a curated record.